Emiliania huxleyi CCMP1516 is the source of this 552-nucleotide messenger RNA. RefSeq lists its product as hypothetical. Lineage: Eukaryota; Haptophyta; Isochrysidales; Noelaerhabdaceae. The coding region runs from base 1 to 552 and encodes 183 amino acids. The record is from RefSeq and is a predicted model, not a curated record. The transcript has 3 exons.
AUGAUGACAUGUUAUCCAACAGACCUCUGCUCCUUCAGCGCGCUCCUGCCGUCCACGCGCGCGCGCUACGCCGCCCUGGUCGUGUAUGCGCCGCUCGGCUUCGUAGUCGCGGUAGUGCGGCUGCUCCUUUGCCUGCUCGUCGCUGUGACCCAUCUCGCAGUGGCUCCGUUCCUGCCACCAGCAGCACGCGCAAUUUUGGAAUCCGCAGCCGUCCGAGCGAUGACUCUCAUCGGAGGCGUCCGCAUCCGCCUGCAGACGCCUGGCGGCGCUGCUGCGUCGCCGCGAGUAGCAGAGAGGCUGCGACACGCCCGCGUCGUGGUCGGCAACCACGUGACGCAGUUCGACAGCCUAUUCCUCCGCGUGUGGUGCGGCGGCAGCCUCGCAGUUCCCGUACGAGAGACGUACGCCAAGAGCGGGUGGCUCCUGCUUCACCUCACUCGCAUGGUGGUGUCGCCAAUCUGGGCGCUCAUCGCGGCGGAGCUCGGCGUGCCGGCGACGCGGUGGAGCUCGGCCGACAAGGCAGAGCUCAAGCGGAGGUACGGCCUCCUCUAA